AGCAGGCGCUCGCCGUGGUCACCGCCGGGCGGGGGUCGAGGGACCGCGCGACCGAGCGAAUCUUCGAAUCACCUGGGAGCGAUACAUGCCUGCCGAGGAGUCGUUAGUGUAAAAUGCCUCCAAUAAGCAAACGGGGAGGCGAGCCUGCGGGGCGCGCGGCUAUAAAAAACCUCGCGCACGCUGCGUUCGGGGCCUCGCCAGCCACCCCCAGCCCAGAUCGACCACGGUGAAGCACAGGGAAAGCCUCCCCAGUGCACGCAUAGCCUUCGCCUUCGCUCUGAUCGUGACGCGUCCGCAUCCCGCAUGGGGGCCGAGGCGGUGACCCACCACCCGGCCGUGCUCCUCGUGCCGUUCCCGGCGCAGGGCCACGUCACGCCCAUGCUGCAGCUGGCGCGCGCCCUCGCCGCGCACGGCGUCGCGCCCACCGUCGCCGUCCCGGACUUCAUCCACCGCCGCAUCUCCGGCGGCGCCGGCGGCGGCGUGGCGCUCGCGUCCAUCCCCAGCGGCAUCGAGGACGACGGCCCCGAGGCCGCCGCCGCCCCGGGGUUCGCCGCCGUCGUGCACGCCAUGGAGCACCACAUGCCCGCCCACCUGGAGCGCAUGCUGGCGCCGCCGCCGUCGCGCCGCGUCGCCUGCGUCGUCGUCGACGUGCUGGCGUCGUGGGCCGUCCCCGUCGCCGCGCGCUGCGGCGUCCCGGCGGCGGGGUUCUGGCCCGCGAUGCUCGCCAGCUACCGCGUCGUCGCCGCCAUCCCGGAGCUCAUCGAGAGGGGCCACAUCUCGGAAUCCGGUACACCGAUCCCGUCGAGCGAGUCGCCCGACGGCGACGCGAUGAUCCGGGGCCUGAAGAUCCUGCCGGCGCAGGUGGAGCUCCGCGCGGGGGAGCUGCCGUGGCUCGUCGGCGACGCGGCCACCCAGGGGUCGCGGUUCGCCUUCUGGCUCCAGACCCUGCGCCGCGCCAGGGGAUUCCGCUGGGUCCUCGUCAACUCCUUCCCGGGCGAGGCCACCGGCGCGGACGACUUGGUAAACCGCCCCGCGCGGCAGGGCCCGGCCGGCCCGCAGGUCCUCCAAGUCGGGCCGGCGCUGCUCCCCGGCGGCCUCAGCGGCGCCGCCGAGCGCACGAAGCAGCAGCAGCCGCCGCCGUGCGGCGGCAACAACAGCGACAGGAACCCCAGCAUGUGGCGCGCGGACUCGACGUGCAUCGCGUGGCUGGACGCGCAGCGCGCGGGGUCGGUGGUGUACGUGUCGUUCGGCAGCUGGGUGGGGUCGAUCGGGCCCGACAAGGUCCGGGAGCUGGCGCUGGGGCUGGAGGCCACGGGGCGGCCCUUCCUGUGGGCGCUGAAGCGGGACCCCUCGUGGCGGGCGGGGCUCCCCGAGGGCUUCGCGGAGCGCGCGGCCGCGGCCGGGCGGGGCAAGGUGGUGGACUGGGCGCCGCAGGAGGACGUGCUCCGGCACGCCGCCGUCGGGUGCUACCUGACGCACUGCGGCUGGAACUCCACGCUGGAGGCGGUCCGCCACGGGGUGCGCCUGCUGUGCUACCCGGUGUCCGGGGACCAGUUCAUCAACUGCGCCCACAUCACGGGGCCGUGGGGCAUCGGGCUCAGGCUCGCCGCCGGCAUGACGCGGGGCGACGUGAGGGACGGCAUCCGGAGGGUCAUGGACGAGGGCGAGGGGAGGCGCCUGCGGGAGAAGGUCCGGGCGCUGCGGGAGCGCGUCGCGGCGGCGGAGGCGAGGCGCGCGGCGGACCGGAGCGUCGGGGCGUUCGUGGACGAGAUCCGGAGGGAGAGCCACCCGCUGCUGAUGCAGAUGUACAGCGUCCUGUAGCGAUCUAGUCUAGCAAUAAUGAUGUACCCGUAGUGUGAUGUGCAUGUCCAUUAUCCUCUUUCCCCCUCUCACGGGCGUACGUGAAUCGAUGCUAGGGAAACGUUCUACUCGACCA
Molecule: messenger RNA, 1936 nt
Organism: Panicum virgatum (switchgrass)
Lineage: Eukaryota; Viridiplantae; Streptophyta; Magnoliopsida; Poales; Poaceae
Product: UDP-glycosyltransferase 82A1-like
Exons: 2
Coding region: 304-1821 (505 amino acids)
Molecular function (GO): UDP-glycosyltransferase activity
Source: RefSeq, a predicted model, not a curated record